AUGUCUGAUGGUCUUGAGAGCAAUAAAGGUCAAGUGAAAAUAAAAUUUAUCACUCGAGAAGAGGAUAGCUCACUUCAUGUAAGUCCAAACCCAUUAUUCGUUCCCGUCACUUUGAAGCGGUUUGGACUUUCAGAAAUUGUGAAUCAUCUUCUUGAAACAGAAAGUCCAAUUCCAUUUGAUUUCAUCAUUAAUGGUACUAUAUUGAAAGGAAGUUUGCAUGACUAUCUUUUGCAAAAUGGUCUUUCAUCCGAAGCUUUUAUGACAGUUGAAUAUACAAGAGCUUUAUUACCUCCUCGAUUCUUGGCUAGUUUCAGUAAUGAAGAUUGGAUUUCAUCGAUAGAUGCAUUGGGAACGAUGGCAACAGAUGGAGGCAAUGGUGAAGUAGUUACGGCCCCAAAAAUUUUGACAGGCUCCUACGAUGGUAUUGUUCGCAUUUACAAUCUGCAUGGUAAGGUUGAGACCCAACUCUCUGGACAUAGGCAGCCGGUUAAGGCAGUUAAGUUCAUCAGUCCAACAAAAUUUGUUAGCGCUGGUAUGGAUAGAGAGGUUCGCCUUUGGAAGGCUGGGACUGUGGGGGAAGAGGAUCUCGGAAAGGAAACACAAAAUGGAAAGACUAUUGCGCUUUUGAGUUAUCAUAAAUCGUCUAUUUCAUCAUUGGCCGUGAAUUUGUCUUCGUCGAGAAUUAUAUCUGGAUCGUAUGACAAUACAUUAGCAAUCUGGUCAACAAAGCCAAAGCAAAUGUCUACUUCUAAUCCAUUAGAAGAUUUGGACUCUAGGAAGGGAAAUAUGUCUUCGGCUUCUAGGAAAAGGUUAAAGUUGGCGGUGGGAGACUCGACAAUUAAAAGAAAAAGUCCUUUAGCUGUACUUGAAUCGCAUGUGAGGCCUGUCGAAGAUGUAAUUUUUGAUACGAACGAUGAUACAGUUGGAUAUUCCGUUUCCCAGGAUCACACCGUUAAAACUUGGGACUUUGUGACGGCUAAAUGUGUAGACACUAGAAGAACGAAUCAUCCAUUACUAUCUGUUACCGCUUUACCAAAUUUGCAUUUACUUGCCACUGGUUCCUCCGCAAGACAUAUAAAUUUGCACGACCCAAGAUCUUCUAAAAUUACAAACUCCAAAUUAGUCGGGCAUAGGAAUUUUGUCUGCUCUUUGAAGGUACCAUCAAAUAAUGAUUACAUGAUUCUUUCGGGAUCACAUGAUGGAACAGUCAAGGUUUGGGAUGUAAGAACUAACAGCGCAAUAUAUACCAUCACUAGAGAAUCUGAAGAUCCAGCUACAAAAGUAUUUGCCGUUGGUUGGGAGAAAGACAUAGGAAUUAUUAGUGGUGGAAAUGAUAAAAAGCUUCAAAUUAAUUCGGAGGCAGAAUUCAGAAAGUGA
This is a messenger RNA of Brettanomyces bruxellensis, 1377 nucleotides long. RefSeq lists its product as uncharacterized. Gene Ontology annotation, biological process: ribosome biogenesis. NCBI's taxonomy places the organism in Eukaryota, Fungi, Ascomycota, Pichiomycetes, Pichiales, Pichiaceae. The record is from RefSeq and is a predicted model, not a curated record. Gene Ontology annotation, cellular component: preribosome, large subunit precursor. Gene Ontology annotation, molecular function: protein binding. Bases 1 to 1377 code for a protein of 458 amino acids. The transcript has a single exon.